ACGGUUCCAGAACGUGAAUUUACCCCCCUAGAACUACAGGCGACCUCGCGUCCCCCCUUUCCCUUGGGUCCUUAGUACUGGCGCUGUCACCUCUGCAGCACCAGCUUGGCCGUGCGGUGGGGUGGCCGGAGGGACGCGGGCGAGGCGGCCUGGACCAGCCGGGAAGCGCCGGCGCCGCCCCGAGGCGGGGGCUGCGCGCCAUGGGUCGGCCGGGGCGCUCGGCCCGCGAAGGCUAGAGCCGGCGCCGGGCACCCGAGCUGCGCGGGCCUCCAGGCCGGGGCGGCUCGGCCUCCACCGCCUCCCGGCGCCCGCAUCCCCGCGGCCGAAGAGCCAUGGAAGACGGCCCGCUCCCGGACCUCAGGGACAUCGAGCUGAAGCUGGGGCGCAAAGUGCCCGAGAGCCUGGCGCGCUCGCUCCGCGGGGAGGAGCCGGGGGCCGGGCCCGGGAACCCCCGCACGGGCGGCUGCGGCAGGAGCGGCGGCUGCGCCCCCGCGCCCGCGCCCUCCGCACCCGCCGGCUCCCCGCGGCGGAGCCCCUCGGGCGCCCUGGAGCGGCUGGAAACCAAGCUCCGGCUUCUCCGGCAGGAGAUGGUUGACCUCAGAGCCACAGACGUCCGACUCAUGCGGCAGCUGCUCGUUAUCAACGAGAGCAUCGAGUCCGUCAGGUGGAUGAUGGAGGAGAAGGCCACCCUGACCAGUCGAGGCAGCAGUCUCAGCGGCAGCCUGUGCAGCCUCCUGGAGAGCCAGAGCACCUCGCUGCGCGGCAGCUACAGCAGCCUGCAGGACGGCAGCGACGGGCUGGACGGCAUCUCUGUGGGAAGCUACCUGGACACUCUGGCGGACGACGUUCCGGGACACCAGACCCCUUCAGACGUGGAUCAGUUCAGUGACAGCUCCAUCAUAGAGGACUCCCAGGCGCUGCACAAGCACCCCAAAUUGGACUCUGAGUACUACUGCUUUGGCUAAUGAUCCAGGUGUGUGCAUGGGACUGUUGCGCAAUUAACUCGUGUCUACCCUCCUCCUCCUCCUCUGCUGCUGCUAUAUUUUUGGUGUGUUUGUUUUUAAAUAAGAAAACCUUUUUGAAGAAGCUUAUUUUUAAACUGCUUAAUGGUCUUUCUUUUGCUCCUAAUACUUCUCAUCUAGAUUGAUUUAUUUUUCUCCAUUGCAGCUCUAUUUUUAUUUAUUACAACAUUUUUCCUCCCUUUUACUGUAGCACAAAGAAAAUAGGGGGAAAGAAUAAGCAAUAAGGAUGUCUUUGCUUUUGUUUUAGAGCAAGGGGUCAGGGCUGUAAGAUAUACUUUGCUAAAUUUUACAAUAAACCAAAGUCUGAUAACUUAAGUUUGUUGCUUGUGUU
This is a messenger RNA of Octodon degus (degu), 1353 nucleotides long. It is a transcript of the gene Lurap1l, whose product is annotated as leucine rich adaptor protein 1 like. NCBI's taxonomy places the organism in Eukaryota, Metazoa, Chordata, Mammalia, Rodentia, Octodontidae. The record is from RefSeq and is a predicted model, not a curated record. The transcript is spliced from 2 exons. Gene Ontology annotation, biological process: positive regulation of canonical NF-kappaB signal transduction. The coding region runs from base 333 to 965 and encodes 210 amino acids.